ACAAGCGUUAGUGACAUUAUUGAUUCCUGGGAGAUCUUGAGCUCCGAUGACGACUCAGUCAGAAGUGAGUUUAUUGGGCCAAAACGCCCAAAAUCCGAAUCCAAGGGGCCAUCGCCGGAGCCAUCGCUAGGGACACCCGAGCCAAAUUUAGAACUAUUCGCCGCCGAGUCCAGAGGGAUAGACUCUACAGAGUCGUCUAUGAUGGAUUCCUCUGUCAUGGGAUCUUCCAGAAUGGGGUCUAUCUCCACCAUUGUCGCUAGAGACGAACCUGCUUCUGAUCUCACCAGUGAAGCUGGCACUGAUCUCGCCAGCGGGGUCACCACACCCUCUCCUUCCGCUCCAGCCACCCCUCCGAUCCAAAACAUAAUCGUUCUGGUACUGGCUCUUCCAGAAAGAUAUCUGCCAUCGCUGGGGAGCAAGAACACCGGGUCGUUCCCGUUUAGCUUCUCCAAGGUCAUGAUUAUGGGGCUCUUUCUCUCCAUGACCGUGACAAUGUUGUUUAAGACUCCGUUCAUCACCUCAUAUUUCCACGAUAGAGCAACCCACGGGAUCUGCUGGAGAUCGUUGACGGUGCACGAGAAGCAGGAGGAGAUCGCGCCGGAGGUUACCUUCAAUGAUGUGUACCUUAUCACUGCCAAGUACGCCAAAAGAAGGACCGAGGUGGCGCUUGUACAGUGCAAAGUUGCCAAAGAGAUGGCGAAGGACAAAACCUACGAAUGGCUUAAAAACUCAAUCUCCACCUCCAAGUUGGUGGAAAAAAGGGUUGCGGCUGCAUUGCAAGAUUUCUGGUCACGUUUACCAGCCCAAUUGGACGAUUCUAAGAACUUCCUUCACGAAUCAUGGAAGUCUUUCGACCUUCCUAAUUUUAACACCUUGGCGUGGGCGGAUGUCCAGCCUUAUGUCAAGGCGAGAUAUAACCAAGCGGUGCGCCAGAGCAAGAUCGACCGGGAAGCAGUGAAUCAGUUGGCUCGCAAGUACUGGGGUGAAGCGAGAAUGUAUCUUUCCAGUUUUGGUCUGGUGUCAAAACCUGGAAAGUUUAACUUGAAAUCGGUUUUUGGAUGUGCUAACAAAAGUGGGCCAUGCCGGAAGUUUGGUUCGUGGAAAGCUGCUUCUUGGAAGAGUUGCCGUUGUCAGAAAUCCACCAAGGGCUCAGGAAGCGGUUCUGUUCCACAUCCUGAAUCCGGGAAACCACUCAGAAAGGUUUUUGGAUUUUAA
Babjeviella inositovora NRRL Y-12698 is the source of this 1215-nucleotide messenger RNA. RefSeq lists its product as uncharacterized. The annotation marks the transcript as partial. The record is from RefSeq and is a predicted model, not a curated record. Lineage: Eukaryota; Fungi; Ascomycota; Pichiomycetes; Serinales. The transcript has a single exon.